CGCCAUGAAGGUUGCAUUCGCUGUGCUAACCCUCUGCCUAGUGGCCCAGUUACCUUCAACCAAUUCCGCAGAGAGCUGUCUGAGGAGGCACAAUGUCACAAGCUCCCAGGUGGAGGCUGUGGCUCCCAAUACCCCCGUGGCCGAUAUUUCCUCAAAUAUCAAAUGCUAUAGCCUCUGUGUGAUCAGUGAUUAUAUUGGCAGUGAUAACAAAGUCGAUUUGCAAUUGGUAGGUACUCGAGCCAGUCCACAAGAGCAGCGAAUUUUGGUCGAGUGUAAAAAGCAAAUCGAUGACAACACAAAUCUGGAAAAGUGCGAUUAUGCCUAUCUGAUGUUACAGUGCUUGUUUUUGGCAAAAACAAAUGGAGGAAAGGCCUAAUGAGAGUCAUUAAUCACAUGAAUAUAUUAUAUAUGGUCGAUUUAUAUGCUAUAUAUUAAAAUAAUAAUUAUUGUAAAUGGUUGAAUGGAAUAAAUUGGUCAUUUGAUUAGA
Molecule: messenger RNA, 487 nt
Organism: Drosophila kikkawai
Lineage: Eukaryota; Metazoa; Arthropoda; Insecta; Diptera; Drosophilidae
Gene: Obp18a
Product: Odorant-binding protein 18a
Molecular function (GO): odorant binding
Source: RefSeq, a predicted model, not a curated record